CCGAGAGAGUGAGCCUACGACGACGAGGAAGAGAGGCAGGGCGUUGGGGGGUGGGGACAUGGCGACAGUGCCAGGGGGCGUGUGAGCCGCGGGCGAGGAGCAACUUCUCCCGGGCGCGAGCGGCGGGGCGGCGGGCGGAGCGUGAGCUGCCAGCCCGGAGCGGGGAGCAGCGAGCCGGGAGCCACGGCCCGCGCCCUGCGCGCUAGCAUCCUCCGGGUUCCCAGCCCCGGGUGCUGAGCUCGCCGCUAUAAAUAGCAGGUUACAGCUUCUGCUUGGGCGCACACGCUCUCACUGGAGAACGCAGGAAAGUCAGCUCGAAAGUGUCUGCCGCUGCUAUCGCCCCCUACUCAGCCUCUGUGAGAGAACCCAAAGAAAUGGUGUCACCUGGCAAGAGAUCUGGCGUGUUUUAUGAAAAUUCAGACCAAGCAUAAUUUAAGAAAAUCACUGAGCUCUGAUUGAGACCAACACUACCGCUGCACACCUGUGAAAUCACCGAGCUCUGACGGAGACCAACACCACCACUGUCCACUUGAGGAAUCACCAAGCUCUGAUUGAGACCAACACCACCGCUGUCCACCUGUGGAAUCCCUGUGCUCUGACUGGGAUAAACACUGGUGCUGUCCACUUGAAGCAAACAGCAAAAAAACGAGCCAUAAAACCAGUGAAACAAUAAGCAAACGUCCAAGCUGUUGAAGAACACAACAUAUAUCAGAAUUUCACGGUGAGAUAUUAGAUCAUUAGUGUGAAGAUACAUCAGCGUUAAACCAGAGCCCAUUAUCUGGUACCAUUUGGACAAGACACCGUGGAAAGUAAGUCAGUUGUGAGGUGGAUCAUGGAAAUCAAAGAGGAAGGAACGUCAGAAGAAGGCCAGCAUUUUCUUCCUACAGCUCAGGCUAAUGAUCCUGAGGACAUUCACUUCACAAGCAUCCAGAAGAUCCCCAAUGAGCCGCAGUUAGAAUUCAUCCUAGCGUGCAAGGAUCUCGUGGCUCCUGUCUGUGAUCGAAAACUGAAUACAGUAGUGCAGAUCUCAGUAAUCCACCCUGUGGAGCAGACCCUGACGAGGUACUCCAGCACAGAAAUUGUGGAGGGAACAAAAGACCCACUGUUCUUGACGGGUGUCACAUUCCCAUCUGAGUACCCCAUCUAUGAAGAGACUAGAAUCAAACUGACAGUCUAUGAUGUCAAGGAUAAGUCCCACGACACGAUUCGAACCAGUGUCCUUCCGGAGCGCAAGGAUCCCCCGCCAGAAGUUGGGAGGAGCUUCCUGGGCUGGGCCAGUUUUAAAGUUGGAGAGCUGCUGAGGUCCAAGGAGCAGCUGCUGUCACUGAGCCUGAGAACCUCAGAUGGUGGCAAAGUGGUCGGCACCAUAGAAGUCAGCCUUGUGAAGAUGGGGGAGAUUGAGGAUGGGGACACCGACCACAUCACGACAGAUGUGCAGGGACAAAAGUGUGCACUAGCAUAUGAAUGUACAGCACCAGAAAGUGUGAGCGUGAAGGACAACUUGCCUUUAUUAAAUGCAGUGUUAAAGAAUCCUGUGUGUAAAUUAUAUAGAUUUCCCACAUCUGACAAUAAGUGGAUGCGGAUCCGUGAGCAGAUGUCAGAGAGCAUUCUUUCUUUUCAUAUUCCUAAAGAACUGAUCUCCCUUCACAUAAAAGAAGACUUGUGUAGAAACCAGGAGUUAAAAGACCUUGGUGACCUGUCCCCACACUGGGACAACCUACGGAAAAAUGUCCUUACUCACUGUGAUCAAAUGGUGACUAUGUACCAAGAUAUCCUGACAGAACUCAGCAAGGAAACAGGGUCCUCUUUCAAAUCCAGCAGCAGCAAAGGAGAGAAAAGCUUAGAAUUUGUUCCAAUAAAUCUACACUUGCAGCGGAUGCAGGUGCACAGCCCCCACCUCAAAGAUGCUCUCUAUGACGUCAUCACUGUGGGUGCCCCAGCUGCCCAUUUUCAGGGAUUCAAGAAUGGAGGUCUUCGAAAACUACUCCACAGAUUUGAGACAGAGAGAAGGAACACGGGCUACCAGUUCAUCUACUAUUCACCGGAAAACACAGCUAAGGCCAAGGAAGUCCUCAGCAACAUCAAUCAGCUGCAGCCUCUCAUAGCAACCCACGCCGACCUGCUGCUAAACUCUGCCAGCCAGCACUCCGCAGACAGCUUGAAGAGUUCUUUAAAGCUGCUCUCAGAAAAAACUGAGCUUUUUGUACAUGCCUUCAAGGACCAGCUGGUCAGGAGUGCUCUUUUAGCUCUCUACACGGCAAGGCCAGGAGGCAUCCUUAAGAAACCGCCAUCUCCCAAGGACAGCACAGAGGAGACUUGUCCCCAGGAUGAGGCCCCUCAGCUGAGAAGGCAGGACUCCAUUCCACAUCAUUCUGACUAUGAUGAAGAAGAGUGGGAUAGGGUGUGGGCGAACGUGGGGAAGAGCCUGAACUGCAUUAUCGCUACAGUGGACAAACUGAUUGAGAGAGACACUCACAAAGAAGAAGGUACCGGAUGCAGCAGUAGCAACGACGGAGACGUGGCUCCUUCCCUAGAGGAUUCUAUCACAUCUCACCCAAAGGAGGACUGGUAUGGACAGCUACACCCUCUCAUCCUUACCCUGAAGGAGUGCAUGGGAGAAGUGGUGAGCCGAGCCAAGCAAUCCCUGACAUUUGUGCUGCUUCAGGAACUAGCCUACAGCCUGCCUCAGUGUCUCAUGCUGACUCUGAGAAGGGACAUCGUCUUCAGUCAGGCGCUUGCUGGAUUGGUGUGUGGCUUUAUCAUCAAAUUACAUACAAGUCUGCAUGAUCCUCACUUCCUACAGCAGCUACACACGGUGGGCUUGCUGGUACAGUAUGAAGGACUGCUAAGUACCUAUAGUGAUGAAAUUGGAAUGCUGGAGGACAUGGCUGUCGGCAUUUCAGAUUUGAGGAAAGUUGCAUUUAAAAUAACUGAAGCCAAAUCUAGUGAUGACCUGCCCGUUCUCACAGGAAGGCGUGAACACUAUGUGGUGGAGGUCAAGCUUCCAGCGACAGUAUUUGAGUCGCUCCCUCUGCAGAUUAAAGAAGGGCAGUUGCUUCACGUGUAUCCAGUUCUGUUUAAUGUUGGGAUCAACGAGCAGCAAACCCUUGCUGAGAGGUUUGGAGAUGUUUCUUUGCAAGAAAGUAUUAACCAAGAAAAUUUUGAACUUGUUCAAGAAUAUUAUUCGAUAUUUAUGGAAAAGAUGCCACCUGAUUAUAUUUCACAUUUUCAAGAACAAAAUGAUUUAAAAGGAUUGUUGGACAAUCUCCAUCAAAAUAUUCAAGCCAAAAAAAGAAAGAAUGUAGAAAUCAUGUGGCUGGCAGCAACAAUUUGCCGCAAACUCAACGGUAUUCGCUUUACCUGCUGUAAAAGUGCCAAAGACAGGACCUCGAUGUCAGUCACGCUGGAACAGUGCUCCAUCCUGAGAGACGAGCAUCAGUUGCACAAAGACUUUUUCAUCCGAGCCUUGGACUGUAUGAGAAGAGAAGGAUGCCGCAUAGAGAAUGUCCUGAAGAAUAUCAAAUGCAGAAGGUAUGCUUUCAACAUGCUCCAGCUGAUGGCUUUCCCCAAGUGCUACCGACCUCCAGAAGGCACUUAUGGAAAAGCUGACACCUAAGUGUACCAACAUGGAAACAAACAGGAACACAGACACAUUGUGGACGAUCUCCACCUCUGUCUUUUUUGUUUUAUGUUGUUAUGAGUUUGUGGGAUGAGGCGUUGUGGGUGUUGCUCAUACCAAAACCAAUACUUCACUCUGAAAGUGACCCCUUACCGCUGUGUUCUGUCUAUCUGCUCUCCCUUGUGUUAACUCUCACUGGUUGAGGUUAGUUCAGAAAAUGCAAUUCUGUUUGAAGUGUAUUUAAAUAAACCAUGUCCUGAGGAAACAAGGUUGUUCCCAUGGUGCCAGAGGUAACUCAGAGAAUGCCACACUCCAUCUAAGCUGUAGAGAGGAGCUAGUAAAGGUACUGAGUUCACGUGACAAUAGUUCGUACUCUUGACUCCAGACAACCUCACAGCCUAGCUUACAGGGCUUUAGAAAACAUGUAUAGUAAAUGCAAUUAGGUAAUGGUGACCCUUGCCCUUGAUUACUGACAUGGUUUGCAGAUAUGUUUGCACACAUCUUUGUCACCCAACUCAGAUGUGAUUCCACCUUCUAAGCCGUAUAUGAAAGUGUGAUUACAGCCAGGAGCUAUAACACAAACUAUGGAUCUUUGAAGAACUUUAAUAUGGGUUGAGAAACCCACCUAGGGAUAGAGCAGCAUAGAACCUUUAUCUGUGUCCUGGGAAAACGUUUUAAGGAACUAAAAUUUCAAAGAAAUUUAAGAAUGGUGUCUGUUGGUGCCCAAAAUGAAAAUCCUCAGCAGCUUGAAUUUCCUUUGGAAGAAUUCACAGAAGUGAGAGACAUAUCUGUAAGGUGUUCCCUGGCAGUCCUCUUGGUGUGUGAGUUUGCAGUCUAUCAUAGGUCAACAUAUGUAAAGUGGAGAACCCUAUAACAUACAUGAGCCAUAAACAGUGAUACAUUUACACAGUAUUUUUCAGUUAAUCGAGAUUUCAAAUUUGUCCUUAUUGUAAAAUACCACCAUAUGUAAAAUCACUAACAUUCCAGGUUAGUGGUUUUCUUAGAGGCUGACCACAUUGUGUAAGACCAUCAUUCAAAAAAGUGGGUAAAUUAAGGCAGGUCACUUAGAUGACUGCAGAAGAGCAAUUAUGACCACCCUUACCAUCUAACUUUUUUAAACUUCCUAACCUGUGACUUCUGUCUUCUGCGGAUUGCUACACUAUGUAUGAAAAUACACAGAGGAGGAGAGUCAAAUAGAAAUAAGGUUUUAUCACUUGAUUUGACGCUUAGUAAAGUGAUAUGAAAAAAAAACCCUGCAUUUUUCCCAUUUCCACCUGUGGGAAGUGCUGUCCAAAGCUGCGUCUCCUCUGAGGACACUAGAGGUUUCCUCCACAGACACCUCUCGGUCGUCACUUCAUUCAAGGGGCAGUAUUUUAUGUCUUCACAGGUAACAUGAGAGUCCUUUGCCUAAGAUGCUUGCUGUAAAGGAGUUUUAGGUAGAUCUCUAAUCCCAUGUUGAGUUUUUCAAAAGUCUGAGAACAGCCGAUGACCCCCUGAGGCUUCUAUAUGCAACUACUCAUUUCUUAUUUUAGCUAACAGCCUGUGGCUGUUGCCAAAGCAGUUGCCAAACUAUUUGUAGCCUUUAAAAUGGAAAAAGUUGCAUCUAAUUAUGGAAAUAAUUAUCCUAGUGUUCUGAGAGCUAGUCUCCAUUUCAGUGAUUUAAUGUAAUCUGUUAAUUGUUUGAUUUUUAACUAGGUGGUAGGAUUUGUGGUUAUUCUCAUUACUGUAUUGAGUUUAAGAUAGAAAGAGUUGUGAUCACAGGGGUUUUGUGUCUAGCUCUGAGCUUUUCUUAGUGUCUUAAGUGGUGAUAUGCAUCCCAGGACAUCUUAUAUGAUGUUUUUAGCUCAUAAAUAUUUUAUAAACAAUAAUAGUUUAUAUAUUUUUAUAGAUUAACCAUCUUAACUCAAAUAUUCUAAAUAUUUAUCAACUGGAAAGCCAAUAAGGUUUUCCAGUUUUGUAUGACAUUUCAUAGGACAUUUUUUUUCUUUGUCAACAAAUGCUAGUACAGAAACAUGAAAGGUAGACCUGUCUAUACUGUACAUGCAAACGAAUUCUUAGUCAUUGACAGCACUGUCAUCAUUUCCUAUGGGAACAGAGGAUGAGUAGAGGAUCUCACCAAGAAAAUCCUCAUUUCCUAUACAUGAUCACUCUUCUCCAAAUGCACUCAGACAAUCACUUCAUGACUCAUCAUUACCAAGACCUUCAGAAUCAGAGUUGCCCUUGUACAAACACAGGUGCUCAUGCAGUUCUAUCAGCCACUGUCAUGCUGUGCUAUCCACGUUUUCACUGAAAAGCUGUACCAUGGCCAUAUCUAGGGAGAGCACAUUGAGGCAAAGAAUUUAUCAAGAAAAUGACAUUUCUAAACAAUGCGGUCUUCUUUCCCACAAAUAAGAUUUUCUCCUAAUCUCAUCAAAUUCAAGUCUCAAUUCUGGAUUAACUAUUUACAGAGCCCUAGCAGAAACAUAUUAAAAGUACAAAAAGACAAAGCCAUGAUUAUUACCCAAAGGUCCAGAGUGUGCACAUGUGCUCUGGACAGUUAAUUAUAUACUUGAAAUAUCUGAUUGAAACAGGGCCAUAUUUGGGUACACCAGCUCACUGAAUUCUCACCUCUGCUUUUCUUCCUAAAUAUUGCCUUGAGUUUACCCACACACUGCUUAAAACAUCUUCUAGUUGCUAACAUUUUGGUCAGUCUGGCAAUGCAGCAGGGUCCUGGUAACUACAUGAUGUAGCUGAUGAAUUAUAUAAAAUUAGGCCAUGCCUCAGUCAGGGCCAUGCUCCCUAUGGCCACUAGCCACUCAUAAUACUAAUGCUGACAAACCGUGAAGCCUUGAAAGCUGAGAUUGACUGGAUGAUACACCCACCCUUUUGGUGGUUUUCAUAAAGUAGAACUCAGAAUGGUAAAGGGGAAAAAUGAGUUAUUUUUCUAAUCAAAUCAAAUCCCUCUCUCUGUAAAGAUACUGUGCCAAGAGACAUUCUCUCGGUGUCAAAACUGGUGCUAGUUGACUCAUGGGAAGUGAUGGAGCUUUCAGGAAUUGUCUAAGCUGGUUGCUGCACAGUGUCUGGCUAACCAUAAGAUAUGAACUGAGUUUAUUAAAAGUAAAGAUUACAAUCAAAGCUUAUAACUUCCUGGCUUUUCUAAAACCAGAUUUUUUUCUUUUUAUUUAUUCUUUUUUAUUUAAAUAUUUUUCAUUUUGCAUACCAACCACUGUUCCUCCCUUCUCCCUUCCCUUCUCUCAUCCCCCUCACACCCCCAUCCCAACCCCAUUCACUCCUCAUAGGGGGUAAGGCCUCCCUUGGGUAGUCAACACAGGCUGGUAUACCAAAUUGGAGAAGGACUGAGCCCUUCCCCCAUGCAUCAAAGCUGAAUAAGGCAUUCCACCAUAGGGAAUGGGCUCUAGAAAGCCAGUUCAUGUACCCGGGAUAAGUCCUGGUCUCACUGCCACACAAGUGUCACCCACAUUCAGAAGGCCUAGUUUGGUCCCAUGCAGGUUCCCCAGCUGUCAGUCCAGAGUCUGUGAGUGCCCACUAGAGCAGGUCAGCUGUUUCUGGUUUUUCUCAUCAUGGUCUUGACCCUCCUUGCCCCAAUGUAGUUGGCUCUGGUGGUUCUGCAUUGUGCAAAUGCUGUAUUGAUAAUAUGCAACUGUGAAUCUCCUGAAUCCACAUUUAAGAACACAAUGUUGGUAUCUUGAAAUCAGCCACUGUGGAAACAUUUACACCUCAAAAACAGGCAAAUGCUAUAAACUAGAAUAUUUAUAACAUGAAAUACCAUUUGUUAAGCAUUUAUCAACCAGUACAUGGCUCUGUGCCACUACAACUUUUUCUCCCUAAAAUAACAAAUUAUUGGAGGGAGGUUAUGAUUAUUAGAAAGGUUUUGAAUGAAUGUAGUCUUUAAUCAGAUUAUUAUAAUUUUAUGUUGAAUUUUAUCCGCUUUAAGGAAACUUGCAUGUCUAUAUAGUAGAGUGGAAACAUAUUUUAUUCAUAAUCGGUUAUUUAAUUAGAGAGACGAGUUUAAAAACUAUCAAUAAUGUGCUGUAAGUGGCAAGAUAGCCUUAUUGUAAAUCAUACAUCAGGACUAAAGUCAGGAGAAUGUUAAGCUCAUCAUAAUAUCACUAAAAUACACUCCAUCUCAAUUUCUAAAAUGAUGGUGAUGGCAUUGUAGAGAGGAAAACAGAAUCAUACCACUAUGUCCGAUGUUUACCAAACUGAACACAGUUGAAAACCAAUCUGUUUGAUUAAAUACAUUAGACUCUGGCAAUAUACUAAGACAACCAUAUAUAGUUUUGUGAUUCCCAAGUGGCAUAUCACUUUAGUUCAAUAUGAGGGUCACAUUUUGUAAUCUUUUGUGGACUAAAUGAACUUUGGGGGGUGUUCAAGGCAGGGUUUCCCUUUUUAGUACAUGUUUCAGAAACUUGAGAGACUGAUCAGCAGUGUGGCUGGAAGCAAGCAGAGAGGGCACAACAUCUCUACUAUCUAGAAGCUGUAUACAGUGUGCACUACCCACAAAUGAACAUGACAUUUAAUUUUCUGAACACUUGCAUGAUUGGUGGACAGGUUUAACACAAAUUCGUGUUCAUCUAGCCCACUUCCAAUUGUUUAAGUUACGCUCCCAUAUUUAUGACAUUAGCUUUAUUUAAGUAAGAUGUCCUUGUGUAGUUUAUCUUUUAUUUCUCGGACAGCUUGAAAUUAGAAGGUUUUUUUCAUUUGCAUCUUUCCACACAAAGAUGCAAACUAUAGCAAAAAACUGUCUUUAAAAAUAGAAAGAUAAAAAUCAACAUUUUAGAUAAAAUACAAUGACAGUUAAUAUGGAAUUAAGGAACAGGAAUUUGUACUCUGUCUUUCUGAGCAGUGGGACAUGUCAGUUUCUCUUUGAAUUUUAUUUCUAAGAUUAUAAAAUACAUAAAUUAUACUUCUGAUUUAAGAAGACCAGAAAAUGCUAACUAAAGAAGGGAUGCAUAUAAGAUGAUAUUAAUCCCUCAAAUGAUGAAUCCAAUAUGUACUCAGGCAUAUGUAUUCAAAGAAAAAGAAGUCCAGACUUUAGCUCCAAAGAGCAUGGGCAUUAGUGUAAAUGCAACUUGUAAAAAUGCUUCUGUCUACAAGCUAUGUGCUGUAGGUACACACCAGUAUACUAUAUCCCUCAGUAAACAGUAGUAUUUAAAAGAGGGAGGUAUAUACCAUUCUGUACUGGAAGAAUUUCUACAAACAUUUAAAAUUAUUCCUAUGUAACGAAAGAGCACAGUGUAACAGUAUGUCUUUUACCAUGACAUUGUUCAUCAGCAGGCUCUAGAGACUCAAAUUUGGCCAAUAUGUCUAUAAUAUCUACAUAAUUCUUGGAAUUAUUUGUGUCACUAUCAACAUCAUAACCUAUCUGUGUUGAAGAGCGCUCACACUUUUCAAAAGGCAGGGCUGUCCUUUAUCGGCACAGGCCACCCUUUGUGCCCGUGUGUUCUCGGGUGAGCAUUUUAUCUUUUCAUGUAAUGCAUUUUCAGAGUCUUGUGGUAUUCAUUUGAAAGGUCAGCACUUGCUUUCUUUUUAUGUUAAAUAUAUAUCCUACAUGAACCAAUAAUGUAUAUUCCCAGGAAAUGAGCCACAAAUAGAUAGAUCGUUUUAUAUUAGCAUUUCAAGAAAUAUCACAUUCGUUUUAUUUUGUGUAAUCAUAUUCAUUGUUCACUGGUGUGUAUAUUUUUGUUGAAAUAAAUAUGGUUUUAUUUUUA
Peromyscus californicus insignis is the source of this 9330-nucleotide messenger RNA. RefSeq names its product inositol polyphosphate-4-phosphatase type II B (gene Inpp4b). The record is from RefSeq and is a predicted model, not a curated record. NCBI's taxonomy places the organism in Eukaryota, Metazoa, Chordata, Mammalia, Rodentia, Cricetidae. Gene Ontology annotation, cellular component: cytoplasm. The coding region runs from base 833 to 3616 and encodes 927 amino acids. Gene Ontology annotation, molecular function: phosphatidylinositol-3,4-bisphosphate 4-phosphatase activity. The transcript is spliced from 27 exons.